Fusarium venenatum is the source of this 1305-nucleotide messenger RNA. The record is from RefSeq and is a predicted model, not a curated record. NCBI's taxonomy places the organism in Eukaryota, Fungi, Ascomycota, Sordariomycetes, Hypocreales, Nectriaceae.
AUGGCUACUGACAGCCGGCAUAACGCAGAAACUGAUCCCCAAACUUACGAAGAAUAUAAGUCAAAGUGGUCAGAACUUCCAACUGAUGAGGCCGGUUGGAUCGACAGAGCAAAGAAAGUUUCUGAUGUUUUAGCAAAAGAUGCGUCCGCGCGUGAAAAGGCCAACAAGACACCACGCGCCGAAGUGGCUCUCUUGAAGCAUUCUGGCCUUCUGAAGAUUUUAGGCCCCAAGAAAUACGGAGGUGGCGAGCAACCAUGGAGUGUGGGCUAUAAGGUCAUACGCGAAGUGGCAAAAGGAGAUGGAAUACCAAGCUCCUUAGGAAUGCUUCUAGGAUACCAUCUUCUUUGGUCAACGACAGCGAACGUUGUGGGGAGCCCUGAGCAAGCUGAUCGUAUCCAAGAGUUGAUUAUUACCAACAACUAUUUUAUCGGUGGUGCUGUGAAUCCCCGCGAUAGUGAUCUUAAAAUCACGGCUGAGGGUGACAAUAUCGUGUUCAAUGGCUUCAAAUUCUUCAACACUGGGGGCGUCGUUUCGGACCUCACUGUUCUAGAGGGUGCUUAUGAGGAUACUUCGGAUCACAUUUUCGCCUUCGUCAAGACAGAGCAGCCUGGCAUCAAGUUUUCUUAUGAUUGGGACAACGUUGGCCUGCGUCUCACAGAGUCAGGCAGCGUGAAAAUCGAGAACAUUGUUGUGCCUUGGAAGGAUGCUCUUGGUUGGGACACUAGUAAGAAAAAGCCAGAUCCCGCAAUUUUGGGAAUACCUUUUGCCUCCCUUCUUCUACCCACUAUUCAGUUAGUCUUCAGCAACUUUUACAUUGGUAUUGCAUGGGGUGCUCUCCACGAAGGCUCAGCAUAUACAAAUAAGUCUACCAGAGCCUGGCCAUUUGGCGGCGAUAACAAAGACAAACCGCAAGAUGAAUUCUACAUUCUCGCGACAUACGGCAACUUCCUUGCUCACUUGAGGGCCGCUACGGCAGUGGCCGAUCAGGCUGCUCAGGAGAUUGUUGCGCUUUAUGAACACUCUGGAAGUGUAGAGGAACGGGCAAAGGUAACAGCAACGGCGCGUGGCGAGGCUGCUGAGUGGGUGGCCAGUGUUAAGGUCGUGGCUACGGAUACGGGUCUACGCGUAACAUCGGGGAUCUUCGAGCUUACAGGGUCCAAGUCUACCCAAAGUAAGAUUGGGCUUGACCGUUUUUGGCGAGACGUCCGAACUCAUUCUCUCCAUGACCCCGUUGCCUACAAAAAUAGGGAACUUGGUCGCUAUCAACUCCUUGGAGAAAUUCCGGAGCCUACGUGGUACACAUGA